This is a messenger RNA of Rotaria sp. Silwood1, 552 nucleotides long. The record is from the annotation of a GenBank genome assembly. Lineage: Eukaryota; Metazoa; Rotifera; Eurotatoria; Philodinida; Philodinidae.
AUGAAAUCUUCUGCAAUAUUUUACUCAUGUUUACUUCCAAUAUUAUUAAUUUUAUUAUGCUAUCCAGUAUCAUUUCGUUAUACAACGACAAUACCAAUAGAAUCAUCCGCAGAUAGUAUAUUUGAGUUUUUAUCUAGUGACAAAAUAAAACAAUUACAACCAUUAGUUAAAGAACAUACACUUAUAAAACAAUUUAAUUCAACUCAUUCAAAAUCUUAUAUAAUAGAAUCGGUUCCUAUUACUAUUAACAAUUAUAAUAUAUUUCAUAUUAAUGCUAAAUCCACUAUAAUAACAGUUAUUAAUAAUUCAAAUAAAUUAAUAACAAAUGAAGUUCAUUCUCAAUUUAAUUUAGUUAGAUUAAAACAAUCGUUUCAAAUAAAAGAAGAUAUUCAACAUUCAUCUGUGAAUCUAUUAAUUGACGAUAUUUAUUGUGAAACAUUAUGGUGUCUACGUAGUUUUACAUUAAAACAAAUUCAAUAUGCUCAUAAUAAAUUAUUAGAAAAUAUUAAACUAAAAUUAGAAUUAAAGAGAAAUCAACAAGGACAAGAAUAA